Messenger RNA from Humulus lupulus (European hop), 2615 nucleotides. RefSeq lists its product as uncharacterized. The record is from RefSeq and is a predicted model, not a curated record. The coding region runs from base 226 to 2238 and encodes 670 amino acids. Lineage: Eukaryota; Viridiplantae; Streptophyta; Magnoliopsida; Rosales; Cannabaceae. The transcript is spliced from 2 exons.
AUAAAUAUAAAAGAGACAUGGCUUAAUGAGAUAUUAAAGAACACUUACUGCUUAUUGGCAAUGGGACAGGACAUCGGUCAGUAACUUGGGUGGCUCCAGUUGACUCAUACUACACUACACUUAGCUGAAUAUUAGCAAUGGUAUAGCUUUCAAAUGCUGCAUAGAUGAGUUGAAACAACUGUUGGUUUGCUCUGCUUCGAUCAGAAGGCAAAUAAAGGAAGGAGGAUGAGAGAUGGAGAAGUAGAAAGCUUAGCUAACGAUGUGGAUAAGCUAUGGGAUUUAUGGAAUCUUCGGGUUUGUCUUAUCAUAAGCCUGUCCCUGCAAUUUUUUUUAUUGUUUGCGGGUUCAAUGAGGAAAAGAUGCAAGUCCAACUUCCUACACCUGUGGAUAUGGUCGGCCUACUUGCUAGCAGACUGGAUUGCUGCUUAUGCACUUGGUCAAACCGUCCAAAGGCCAGGUACUGACCUACUUGAUCCCAAGAAAUGUGGAGACCUUUCAAUAUUUUGGGCACAGUUUCUUCUGUUGCAUCUUGCAGGCUCUGAUAGCAUUACAUCCUUUUCACCUGGGGAUAAUGGUGUCUGGCUGAGGCCACUUUUUGGGCUCCUAUGUCAAGUUGUGGCUACUAUCUAUAGCUUCUCUUUGCUCGUACUUGCCAAAAGGAAUAAGCUAUGGAUCCCCACAAUCCUAGUGUUCGUGGUUGGACUUACCAAGUCAUAUGAGAGGGUAAAAGCUCUAGUUGAUGCAGGCUUUGAUCGUUUUGGAGAAACUCUCUUGCCAGAACCAAAUCCCGGACCUGACUACGAAGACGCCGUGUUCAUGUACCGCGUGACGAGGGGUGUCCAGAUUGAAAUGGAGCCAGAGAAAAAGAUAGCGCCAAUUACUUAUAAGCAUGAUCAUCAGCAGCAAAAACAAGUUCAAGGCUAUACAGAUUUUGAUCUACUUAGUGUUGCGCGUUCUUUCUUUGAAUACUUCAAAGUAAUCUUUACUGGCUCCUUUUUGAGCUUCCAAAAUCGAGAAACAAGUCGAAAGUAUUUUCUCCAAUGCAGUUAUCGUGAAGCAUUUAGAGUGAUCGAGUAUGAACUCAGCCUCUUGCACGAUCUUAUGCACACCAAAAUGUCUGUGUUGCAGAACAGACUUGGAUAUAUUCGUCGAGUUGUUUGUUUAUCUUCUGUCUUGGUGGCAUCUAUACUCUUUUUCAUAGCUGAGAAACAAGGAUAUACUAAGUUUGAUGUCAACCUUACUCAUGCCUUGUUAUUUGGAACUAUUUGCCUUGACAUCGUGUCACUCAUUAAGGUCAUCUUUUCUCAAUGGAGUGACACCAUUACAAGUCCAUGGAUAAGACCUCUAAUUCCUUUAUUUAUUUUGGAAAGAAAACGAUGGUCUAAGGCAGUCUUCCAGUACAACAUGUUCAAUUAUUGCCUAUCACAACGUCGGCUAUUCCACUUUGUUGGCCACGUAUUUAACUCAACGAGAUUCAUGGAAAAAAUGAGAGCAAUGUGGUAUUCUUCCUUAGAGAAGGUCACAAAUGACUUGGAGGAGUUCAUUUUCAUGAAGCUGCAUGUGAAAUCUUCGAAUGCAAACGAUUUAAAGGCCGCAAAGGAAGAAUGUUCACAAAGAGGGAUUUCAGCUCUUUUGCAUGAUAGUUGUAGCUAUACCAAGCUUGAGUGGAGUAUCAGAGAAUUCCAAUAUUUGGAGAGCCUUCUUCUAUGGCACUUAGCUACUGAGCUUUGCUGUCAUAAUACUAGUCUUUAUCAGAAGGGCAACUAUGCCAAGUUUUGCAAAAUUCUCUCAAAUUACAUGUUUUAUCUUCUGGUCGUGCAGCCUACAAUGCUGUCCCAAGAAAUGGGAAAUUUUGCCAUUGUACUCCAAGACACUCAGGCAGAGGCAAUAAGAUUUUUUACAAAGCACUCGAUUUCAAGUCAUAAGAAAGCUUGUGAAAAGUUGAACUCAAUACAAACACCUUACAGACCAGCUGCUGUGAAGGGAUCCCAGAGCAAAUCUCUGUUGUUUGAUGCCUGCAUUCUCGCCAAAGAGCUUCAAAGUCUGGAUCAGAAGCUGCAGUGGGAGGUGAUGAGUCGAGUGUGGUUGGAGUUAAUGUCUUUCGCAGCCAUUAACUGUAGUCCUACCAUACAUGCGCAGCAACCAAGUAGAGGUGGAGAACUUUUGACUUUCACUUGGUUACUAAUGAAUCAUUUGGGUUUAGGAACCCAGUUUUCCGAGCAGUUAUCACAUGGUUAAUAUUACUUUUCGUGCAUGUCUCAUAAUCAUUUGGUGUAUGUUCUGACCGAUUGGCCGUGAUGUUACCGAAAAUUAUUAGGCAUGAAUUGACUGAGUGAGAUUUACAAGAAAAUGCUAUAAUAAGCUACAAUAAUUGAAUAUGACAGAUAAUGUAACAUUUCUAGAGUUCCGUACACUGUUUGUGAAUUCACAAAAUAUCUCAUAAUAGUUUAGAGAGCUGUUAUGUUAGAUAAGACUCACCUUGUUCUUCUAGGCAUACUUUGGAGGCCAUAUAGAACAAAGCUCUGUGAGGAAUGAGGUGGACUUCCUCCAGUACAUUUUAGGGUUUGGACGAAUGACAAAUUUAACCCUUUUUCCUAACGACUGCUAUUUGCAAA